Mucor mucedo is the source of this 2990-nucleotide messenger RNA. RefSeq lists its product as uncharacterized. Gene Ontology annotation, molecular function: protein binding. The transcript is spliced from 7 exons. Lineage: Eukaryota; Fungi; Mucoromycota; Mucoromycetes; Mucorales; Mucoraceae. The record is from RefSeq and is a predicted model, not a curated record. Bases 90 to 2918 code for a protein of 942 amino acids.
GCCUUAAGUAAAUUGGCUGCUACAAAUUAGUUUAUAAAUAAGAUGCGUUCUUUCUUUUAUUAGUCAAUGCUUUUCAGAAAUUUAGGACAAUGCUCAUACAUCAUUGCUUUUUGGUUUUGUUACUUUGGAUAUAUAGUCCCGUCUCUGCAUAUUAUGGCGACCCAUCGAAUUCUAAUAACGCUCUUCCUCCCAUCUCACUCAAUGCUUUUGUCUCUUUGGGAAAUUCGAUUUACAGCUUAGGUGGAUCAGUUGUUAAUGAUAGUGGGACAGAAACAAUGGUUGACGUUAUGGAGUACACCUUUGAUUCAAGUCAGAAUGUACAACAGAGAAGGAUUCUUUCUAAAAACGCUACGGCAUAUCGCGACUGUACUAACUGCCAAGGUUAUGCUCUUCCUGACAAUAAAACGAUUGUUGUCGUUGGAGUAAAGUAUCCUAUUCCUAACUCAGACAAUACAAAAUUGGGAUUGGGAUUUUAUGAUACCCAAACUAACAGUUGGACAUAUCCUGACAUAGGCUAUACUGAUGCUGUCCCAUUUACUCGAUACUACUUCUCUUCGGCGAUCUCUCCUGAAGGCGAUGCCUUAUAUGUUAUCGGGGGUGAAGUUAAUGAAACGUACAACACCACUUACAAUUUUGGAAUUAUCAAGUAUGAUCUCUUGAACAGAACUUCCGUAAUUGAUAUGAGCAUUGAGGAUCCAGAUAUGAGGUUAGAUGUUGAUGGAUCUUGUGCAAUUAUGCUACCUAAUGGAAACAUAGUUAUUGGCCUAGGUAUUCAUUGGGAUGGUGAAGCAUAUUAUAAGCCACAUCAUAUAACUUUGUUUGACACGAAGACCAAUAAGAUCUAUAUACAGCCUGUUAGUGGAGCAAAACUCCCUGGUAGAGUAGAUUCUUCCUGUGUUUUAGGGCCUGAUAAAAGUACAAUAUACUUUUUUGGAGGAGGUGAUAGAGACAACCACUAUAACCCACUGACUGGAAAACUUUACAACGACCUGUUAAUUCUGGAUACUAAAACCUGGUCAUGGAUUGAUGCACCACCAGCUGGAAAACUACCGUCGUCUUCAAAAAGACCUGGUAUGACCAACUUUGGUUCAAAUAAAAUCAUCAUAUCGCCAGCUAAUGCGUUUACAUUUACAAGCACGUCUUUAUCGGUUGUAAUAAAUGUCCCUGGUAUUGGGGACGAUAUAAAAUCAAGCAACUUACGUUGGUUCACUAAUUUUGAGCCUUAUGAUAAUCCCCAGCAUAAAUCAUAUCUUUCGGAUGGUGGUAAAGCUGGUAUAAUUGUGGCCGUUUUGGUAGUUGUUACUUUAUUAUUUACUUUGCUGUGGAAAUAUGUUCCUGCAACAAGAAGAAUAGCGACAUAUGUGCAGCAAGACAUGAUUUGGAGUCCGAGAUCUGGGGAGCCAUUAUGGGCGGAGACUACACGUCUACUUGUCCGAUUCAUUUUAUUAGUUCUCUUUCUUGCGUUUGUCUCCUAUGUUAUUUAUAGAUCAGUGGAAAGCCCUAUAUCUUCUCAGCGUAUCGAAGUAAAGGUAGAUUCAGUUCUUGCUCCAGAUAUUCGCUUUUGUUUUGAUGGGUUCCAAUCGAACAAAACAAAUCCUAAAACUUUAAACCCGUCAGUAUCUUGCAACUUUCGGAAUGGUACUAGCUGUUCCGAACACAUCUAUCCUCUUGAUAAAAGCCUAUAUACGCCCGUAUAUAACGAUAAUUUUGGAGAGAUUUCGUGUUUUCUGUUCUUGCCCAGUCCAGAUUUUCGAAUAAUGAACGAUGUUAAUGGUUAUCUAGAUGCCUUAGGGACUAAAGCUGUCUUUACACUGUUUGCGAAUCCUAUGUAUGAUAAUAACUUAGACUGGGGUGUUGUAUACGUCGAUUUUUAUGCUCCCGGAUACGAUUAUAAUGUACAUGUGUUUCAGCUUGGUACCACUAAAUUUAGCCGUGAUGAAAUUAUGGCAUGGCGAAUAUCCGAACAAGCAUCUAAUUUGGUUAAAACUACUAUUCUUAAACAAGGUGUUAGAUCGGCCACAUCAUAUUCUCUUACAAAAGUACAGAAAUUGAGAAAGGAUGAUGGCUGGAAUUAUAUUGGGUUUUCAUCAACAUAUGAUGAGUCAAUGACCGUCGUAAAUAAUUAUGUAGAUCCGCCACAAAAUGCUGAAAAUAUGAAUAUAUCAUACCCUUAUACUAAACGAAUUGCCGAGUUGACUGUUCUACCAGAAGCCUUUAUUGAAACAACUAUGAAGGAGCAAAAGGUCUUUACUCUCCUGAACGCAUUUGCUCAAGUGGGUGGUGUACUUGGGUUGUUUAUUGCUGUACAGACACUUCUUUUUGGUUUCCGACCGCAAUCACCUUGGGGAAUUGUACACAGAUGGUCUUUCGGAAAUCUUCGUAUCCGACUUACAGAUAGACUUGCUUACUACUUUAACAGAACAGGAACGCCAGUACCUCUCGUAAACCCUGUCCAUAAUGACCCAAAUUUACACCAAUACUUUAGGAACAAUGAUACGUAUAUACCGCAUGGGCCUGAUGUACCUUCUGCCAGUGACGAUCAAAUUGAAACCACUGUUGUUCAAGAAAACCGGGUUAAACGUGUCGAAGAACGUUUACAGUUGAUGGAGCUUCUACUAAAGUCUUAUUAUUUAAAUGACGAGGUUUUCAGAUCUUUGGAUCAAGCUGUGAAACGUAAGAAUGAAGAAAAACGUCGCAGUAGCAUGAUACAGGUGAAUGAUCGAGAAACAGACUCAGUACUUGGAAAUGAUGCCCUAAAUGAAGAGUAUGGUGGAGAUAAUAACGGUGUUUCCAAUGUGAAAAGAAGACCAUCCUCUACAGUUUUUGAAAUGCGACAAAGAGGACAAUAUGAACCCAACUUGACGCCCGAAGCCCCAUUAGAAUUAUAUGAUGAAGAAAGUGAAAUAGGAAAAAGAUAAAAUAUAGUUUUUAAGAUGAAUCGAUCACCCUUAUUUAAUAAAUAAAUAAUGCUAUAAACCAUUACAAAUUUU